AUGCUUUUCCACUCACAAUGUCGCUAUAACGGCGAAGAGACGGUGGCAGAGCUCCCGUCGCCCCUGGCAACUGGACAGGUUACGGCCGAGCCCCCGGCGGCGAGCGCCCCGCCAGCAGAGGUCGGCGUUGGAGGGAGGGGCUUCGAGUGCCCGGUCUGCGGGAAGACCUUCAGCCGGCGGUUUCACCUGACCAAGCACGCCGACUCCCACCGGGAGCAGCAGAACCCCAGGAGGUUCGGGGCCGCCGCCGGCCUGGAGUCGCACCUGCGGCGCCACGAGGAGGCUCCGCCCCACGGCGGCGAGCGGCCGCACCGCUGCGCGCUGUGCGGGAAAACGUUCGCCGGGCGGCGCUCGCUCCGGACGCACGCGGCCGUCCACCGGGGGAAGGCCUUCCGCUGCGAGACCUGCGGCGCCGGCUUCACGCUGCGGCAGAACCUGAAGCGGCACGCCCGCCUCCACACGGGGGAGAAACCCUACGGCUGCCAGGUGUGCGGGAAGAGGUUCCCGCAGGCCGGCAGGCUGAAGGCGCACAUGCUGCUCCACGGCGCCGCCAAGGCCUUCAUGUGCGACCUGUGCGGGAAGACCUUCCUGUACAACUGCCAGCUGAAGAAGCACCAGCAGGGAGUCCACGCCGACGCCGAGCCGCUCGCCAAUCGGCGGCGGCGGCGGCGGGAGCCGGGCAGCCGCCGGGUGGUCUACCGGCGCGACAAGACGCUGGUCAACAUGACGCCGUUCAGCUGCCCGACCUGCCAGCGGGGCUUCGACUCGGGCCGCGCCCUGCGGAGGCACGAGCUCGUGCACGCCGGGAACCCGCAGUACAGCUGCCCCCAGUGCGGGAAGUCCUUCUUCUACAAAGCCACCUACGAGUACCACCGGCGGCUCCACUCGGGGGAGCGGCCCUUCGGCUGCGACGUCUGCGGGAAGACCUUCAUCGUCCGCCAGGCCCUGAAGUCCCACCGGCUGCAGCACUCCGGGGAGAAACCGCACGGGUGCGAGCAGUGCGGGAAAGCCUUCCGGAUCUACACCAACUACCUGCGGCACCUGCGGGUCCACACGGGCGAGAAGCCCUACGAGUGCGAGGUGUGCGGCGCCCGCUUCCGGCAGCUGGGACACGUCAAGUUUCACAUGCAGGUCCACACCAAGGAGAGACCCUACCCCUGCAGCGGCUGCGGCCGCCGCUUCUCCGACUCUAGGCUGCUCAAGAGACACAGCUGCGGCCUUCCAGUGCUCCCAGGCUUCACCCUGCGGCAGCUGCUGCGGAACCACCAGCGGCUGCACGCCGCCGUGCGCCCCUUCGCCUGCGAGCUGUGCGGCAAGAGCUUCUACCGGGCGCACGGGCUGAAGAUGCACGGGGCCCGGGCGCUGGCCUGCGUGGCGUGCGGCGCGGCGGCGGCCUGCGUGGACUCGCUGCGCCGCCACCUGCAGACGCACGCCGCCGGCAUCCCCUGCGGCUGCGCGCUGUGCGGCCGGCGGCUGUGCUCCAUCACCGAGCUGCGCGCGCACCAGCAGGAGCACACGGUGGAGAAGCCGCACGGCUGCGAGGUGUGCGGGAAGAGCUUCAAGUCGCCCAGCUACCUGAAGGUCCACCGGAAGGUGCACAGCGGGGAGCGGCCCUUCGCCUGCGACACCUGCGGCCGCAUGUUCACGCAGCACAGCAGCCUCAAGUCCCACCAGGCGGUCCACACCGGGGAGAAAUCCUUCAGCUGCGACACCUGCGGGAAAUCCUUCAGCAACUCGGGCAACCUGAACCGGCACCAGCGCAUCCACACCGGCGAGAAGCCCUUCAGCUGCGACACCUGCGGGCGCAGCUUCAACCAGGGCAACAGCCUGAAGGCCCACCAGCAGAUCCACAGCGGACACAAGCAGUUCAUGUGCGACCGCUGUGGCAAGAGCUUCUCCUACCUCAGGAACCUGAAGGACCACAAGUGCUUCUACGUCUGA
Molecule: messenger RNA, 1941 nt
Organism: Menidia menidia (Atlantic silverside)
Lineage: Eukaryota; Metazoa; Chordata; Actinopteri; Atheriniformes; Atherinopsidae
Source: the annotation of a GenBank genome assembly